Molecule: messenger RNA, 5748 nt
Organism: Strongylocentrotus purpuratus (purple sea urchin)
Lineage: Eukaryota; Metazoa; Echinodermata; Echinoidea; Camarodonta; Strongylocentrotidae
Product: 5-phosphohydroxy-L-lysine phospho-lyase
Exons: 13
Coding region: 253-1872 (539 amino acids)
Cellular component (GO): mitochondrion
Molecular function (GO): pyridoxal phosphate binding; transaminase activity
Source: RefSeq, a predicted model, not a curated record
UGUAAAUAUCAUUUGUGUCGUAAUAUACGUAGCAUGUGUACAUAACACAAACUGGUUUGAAGACCGCGCUGAAGCGAAGCCGGAUAGAGACCUCUUUUAUACGUCUCUUCUUCUUAGAGGUACAUACAGUGUAGCUUCAGUCCAUCAUAUCCUGAUUCAUUUCACAAUCUUGUAUCAAGGUUUGGAAUGACCCAGAGACCAUCAUCAUUAAAACCCUCUCAGUAAGGAGUCAUACUCAAACUCAACAAAACAAUGGAAGGUCUAAACAAGAAGGAAGCAAUCAAACUCUACCAAAAACAUAUCGGAUCACCAUGCAAGCUAUGGUUCAAAGAAGAUCCCCUGAAGAUUGUGAAGGCAUCAGGACAGUACAUGUAUGAUGAUCAAAACAACAAAUUUCUUGAUUGCAUCAACAAUGUUUGUCAUGUUGGACAUUGCAAUCCGAGAGUCGUGAAGGCUGGGGCAGAUCAGAUGGCAGUAUUAAACACAAACUCACGCUUCCUCUAUGAUCAAAUGGUACUCUAUGCACAACGUCUAACUCAAACAUUACCAGACAAACUCAAUACAUGCUUCUUCGUUAACUCUGGUUCUGAAGCCAAUGAUUUAGCUCUUCGUUUGGUUCAUCGUCAUACAGGAUCAUCAGACAUGGUUAUUCUUGACCAUGCUUAUCACGGGCACACAUCCAGCGUUAUAGAUAUCAGUCCAUACAAGUUUGCUAAACCGACUAUGGAUGGAAAGAAAGAAUGGAUUCAUGUUGCUCCAGUUCCUGAUACAUACAGGGGCAAGUAUCGAGAUGUCGCUGUCGCUGGAGUGAAAUAUGCAAAUGAGGUCAAGAAGGUCAUCAAAAGGGCAGAGGCUAAUGGUCGGAAGAUUGGCGGGUUUAUCUUGGAGUCGAUGCAGAGCUGUGGUGGACAGAUUAUCUAUCCUCCUGGGUACAUGAGAGAAGCUUUCAGUCAUGUAAAAGAGGCCGGUGGAUUGACUAUCUGUGAUGAGGUUCAGGUUGGAUUUGGGAGAGUGGGAACACACUUCUGGGCUUUCCAGACACAAGGAGAUGACAUUGUUCCAGACAUUGUGACAAUGGGCAAACCGAUGGGGAACGGUCACCCUAUAGCAGCGGUCAUCACUACAAAGGAGAUAGCUGAUAGUCUAGGGAGAGGGAAACACCAGUACUUCAAUACAUAUGGUGGUAACCCAGUAUCCUGUGCUAUAGGUAUGGCUGUCCUUGAUGUGAUCCGCGAUGACAAGCUUCAGGAGCAUGCUACCAGGACCGGUAAUCUGCUUAUGAACAAAGUGAGAGAUCUCGCUAAGAAGUACCCCCUCAUUGGUGAUGUGAGGGGUUGGGGGAUGUUCCUUGGUAUUGAGCUUGUUCAGGAUAGAUCAACCAAGAUGCCAGCUACAGCCGAAGCGGAGUAUACGAUCAAAAGGUUACGUGAAAUGCACAUCCUCUUCAGCUCCGAAGGUCCAUUUGAGAACAUCUUGAAGUUCAAGCCCCCUAUGGUCUUUGAUGAAGGCAACGUUAAUGAUCUAAUCAAGGCACUCACCGUCAUCUUCUCUGAGCUAAAGAAGAAAGGUCCACUCAAGAUUCCUUCCAAUCAUUUUCUCAACCAACCCAUCUGGCAGGCCAGGAUGAAGGGACUUGACAUUGAAGAAGAUGAAGAGAAUGGGUCAAAGAACGAAGGAAGAGGAGGAGGAGGGGUAAAGCGGAAGGCAUCGGUAGGGACUCCGGAGACAUCAUCAUCUGGCGUGGAAUCUCCACUAGUACUCAGCGAUGAUGAGACAGAGAAUACUUCAAUGAUGGAUCGAAAGAAGAAGAUGAAACUCACGGUAGAGAAAGAAGAAGAAGAAGAGGAGAUCGAUCAAAAUGAGAUGGAUUGAAAUGUUACAUAGACAGCUCAGACACUACCAGGCCUAUUCUUUGUAUAUUCAUUCAUACUAUGUCCAUGUCUACCGGUAUUACCUUUUUCUCAUGCUAUAUUGAUGUUCCUAAAACAAAAAUUAUGAACAUUCUGUAUUUAUGUUAACAACACUGAUCAAUUUGCUGUGAUAUCGCUUCAUAAGAAACAAUUAUUAUAUCACAUUUGCUGUGUAAGUUUCAUUAAUAAAGUGAUGUCUAAAAGUUCUUCUUCUUCUUCUCCUCCUUUUCCUUCUCCUCAUUUUUCUUCUUCUUCUCCAUCUUCUUUUUCUUCUUCUUCUUAUUUUUCUCCUUAUUCUUGUUCCUCCUGAAUUUAAGCUCAGUACAUAUAAAAUGAAUACCAUUCUAUCUUAUCAUAAUAAUCUAGUAUUGCCUUGGAGGAUAGGAAGCAGAUCAUAUAUAUUGUGUAUAUUGUAGUAUCGCAGACAUUGAAUUUUAUUUCACUUUCACCAGUCCAUGAGGAGAAGAAUAUAUUAUAUAUAUUUUUUGAGGAUGGGUUGGUGAGUGACUCGUAAUUCAAGAUAGAUCCAUUUAUUUUAUUAUUGAUGGUGUGGCUAUUGAUACUUCUAUGCAUAUCGCAUUCAAAUGUUUUAAUCAAAAUUUUAUCAAAGUAAUUUAUCAAAGUAAAGCCCUGUUGUGAUAAGGCGCAAAUAGUAGCGCUGGUUGUGUGUUUUAAUGUUGUGUAAGAGUUCAAAAAUUGAUAAGCAAAUCAAUAAUGAAAGGUUCUACACAUCAGUUUAUUGGACAAAUUGUUAGUGUAAUUUUAUGUAGUGCUUCUACUUGUGUAAUAUUUGAUUUGCAUUAUUACCAGCAAUGAUUUGUAUUUAGUCUUUACCCACUUUUAUUGUAAUCUGUUUCAUGUAAAGUAUUGACUAUGCUUAUGCCAUAUUGCUAGAAGUUCUACCUCAAUAGAAAGAUUUUUUAAAUGUUUUUUUUUUUUUUUUUGGGGGGGGGGGGGGGAGGCCCUCUUGAAAUCUUGAAAUCAGCGUGUUAUUUCAUGCGAGCGUGGGCAUAGUUGCUACACAACUUCCAUUGUAAAGUUCCUAUGUUUUGACCAGUGUAAAUGGGGCUACAUGUAGAUGCAGGGACUUUCCAGGAUAUACAGGUAUGAAUUAAAGGCAAAGCCUUUUGUGUGAAAGUUAUAUUAUAUUAUAUUUUGUAGUGUGAAUCAAGUUUCAGUUAUUGUUCUGCAUACAAGUAGAUAAUGGCUAAAUGAAUUUGUAAUUGUUACUCAAGAAUGAUCUGCCAUAGCUAGACUACUUCAUAUAUAUUGAGUUGAAUGGUGCCUGAUGCGGAUCUUGAUAGAUACGGAAUUAUCCUGUUUUAUACUAUUGGAUUUUGAUGUAACACAUAUUUUCAGUAGACUCCCUCCACUCCCCUAAUUAUCUCAGGCUGGUAUUCAAUGAAUGAAUAUCAACAUUUUAUUACUCUGUGCGAAAAUUAAAUCUAUAUCCAAUUGCUUAUAUUAGAUAUACAGGUUCCAGAAGAACCAAAGAUGCAUGGUUGUCAGAUAGUAGCUGUUGUUAAGUAGAUGGCCCUUAUAGUGCCAUCAAAUCUACCAGCUUGUCAACGUGAAAUAUUUUGUAAGGCAAGUUUUCAUCUCAUUUGGUCUUGAUGUAUGAUGUUAGGAGCGAUUUAACUUCAUCAGUAAUAAUCUUUUCCAAAUUUCUAAAAGGAAAAACUGGUUUCCUUGGGGUAAAAUUAUUUGGUACAUUACCAAUCUUUUGUCUCUUUAUAGCGCAGAGCUCUCUGAAUACACAAAGGACCUUUGUUGCGUGCAGUUGCCAUUCAUAUACACGUUCAGAAAACGUGGCAGCUUUUUUGCGACGGUUUACCGCAUCUGAACGAUCCUUAAGGGGUACUAGCAGUUUUGUGAAGGCAAGAGGACUAGCAUCGAUAAUGAUGAUGUUAGCUAAGCUGAAAGCCUAAGGUUCAAGCAUUUAUCAAUCAAAUUGAUUGGUAUAUUGCUUUUGAUAUUGAAAGCAAAGAUUUUAUCAUCUAGUAUCUAGAUGAUAAUGAACUAAUGAAAAGCAAUGAUGAUGAUGAUUUAUGAUCUGAGUAGUGUUAAUGCUGUGCAAUGGGUGAGGAAGCUAGGUUAUGUAUUGGUAAUUAACAAGAUAUUAGAAAGAUAUUAAUCUACAUUUGCAACUCUCCACCCUGGUGAGGUAAAUGGGUACCUGGUAGGCUGUACGAUCUUCUCCUUCUCUCGCUAUCUUUCAACGUUCCUUGAAAACCUUUCUCUUUAAUAGUUGAAUUUAUAUAUUUUUGUGUACGUAAUUUUAUUGUUUGCUAUCAAUGUCAAUUAAGUAAUGUAAUGUUGUAAAGCGCUGUGAUACACAUGUAUGUCUGUAAGAGCGCUAUAUAAAUGCCAAUAUUAUUAUUAUUAUUAUUAAGAAAUUCCUUGGAUGUUUGAACACCUUUUCCGCGUAAGCGGGUUAAUGAUAUGACUGCAAGGCCCUCAGGGAGAACAUUAUUAAUAAUGAUGAGGCCACCCAGUGUAAACAAGAUGUAUUAUUAUUAUUAUUAUAACAAGGUAAUACAUUUAUAAUGAUGUAAUUAGAAAACACUCAUCUGACAUACAUAUAUAACCUUCUAGUCUGAUGAAUUAAAAUUGUAAAAGAUAUAUAUAUUUUAAAGGGGAAUUUAAAUAAUCUUUCUUGUAAACUUUACUAUCACUUUAUUAAAUGACAAAGUGACCUUUUAUGCUAGUUUAUCAAAUCGACAGAGAAACUUCGAAAUGCAAACUUGCCCGUUACGUAGCUGUGUGAUUUUAAUCAUCUUAUUGUGGCAAUGUACUUGGUUAAUGAUGUAUCCAUAUGUAUUGCAUUGUAAUAUAACCACAUAACUAAAGUGUAAUACUUAAAUUAAGAGAUACUAGCCUUAUUAAAGCUAUUAUCAUUAUAACAAUAUGUCUGUGUGAUUUAAAUCGAGGAAUAUGUUCCAUUUUAUUUUUAACCCCCAAAAAAUAUUACUGAUUUCUUCUGUGAUGAGCUUGGAAGUUUGGCUUAUCGAAUAUGAACUUGUAUUUAUUAGAAUUUAACAUUUCCACUACAUCUUUAAAAAAAUGCAUGUAUUAUGUAGUUUAUUUUCUAGUUGCAAAUAUAAAUCCAUUUUGCCCUGCAACUCACCCCUCUACAUAAUCUUUGAUUGUUGCACACCAGUAAUCUCUUAUGAUCAGUGCAUUCUUUAGUGAUGUAGGGAUUGUAAUUAUCAAAUAUAUGUAUUUUCUCCUCUCACUUUCUCUACAUGUAUCAAAAACAUUAUAUUGUUCAGCCAUUUGAAUCUGAGAUGUAUAUGUACAAUAAUAAGUGUGUUAUCAGCCUUCUACCAAAUAAGAUAUAGGCUCACAUAGUCAGUUAUGAAGGCAGUUGUCAUGACUAUGUUUAUAUACAGGUGCAGUAUUUUGUGCAAUUCUUGAAAGGCAAAAGAAGAUUGACUCUCUCAAAAAAAAUUAGGUGAUAUCCGUGUGAAAUCAGCUACAUGUAUAGUCAACUUCUAGGAAAAGAAGAAGCUCUGUUGUAGGAAAAUAUAAAAACUUUCACCUCUGCCACCAUGUUUCAAUAUCGUUUUAGUCGCAUUCAAGUGUCACAUAAACAAAGGAUAUAACACUCGUACAGCACCUGUGAAGCCCGAGUGUAUGCUCAAGAGUAUUAUUUUGAUUACUAGUGAGGCUAUAUGCUGCCCUCUUUUGGUAUAAACAUUAUAAGUGUUUCUUUCCUUCAAUCUCAUAAACAUUAUUGUCCCAAUGGAGAGUGGUGAUUAUUCAUGAUAUUCAUGAGUGAUAUAGUGAUAUUGUGUGUGCACACGAGAUGAAUAAAUUACACAUAUAGAUAGAUGCA